UAAUACAUUGUAAUCCAGAAAGAUAUAAGAUGAGAAAAAACUAAAACUUUGCUCCUUAAAAACAGGGGCUUGGCCGUUGGGAUAUGAAAAUGACCAAUUUUCAGUUGCCAUACUGAAAAUCUCAAAAGUGUACGUCCUAUCUUUUUCAAAGAAAAUAAGUGAAAUUAUAGAGGCCACAAGAAGAAGAGCGCCAAUUUGAGUAUAGAUAAGGUUUUCUUGUUUGCUCUAUAAUCCCAAGAAAGAAAGUAACCCAAUCCCUUCAACUCUCUAAUUCACAACAAAGGGAGAGAGGAGAAGUGUGGUGUUGUUACUCUACAAGAAGCCACAAAGCCAAUAAAAAUCCUCUCUUUUGCAAGUAAAGAAUCUUGGAUUGUGUUCAAGGCAAAGUAUCUCUUCUUCUUCUUCUUCUUCUUUAAACCCUAAACAUCUAAUCCAAAGGGGAGGUGAAAAAAGCCAUGAGCACUCUUCAAGCUUCUCUUAUCUUCAAGCCUUUACCUUCUCUCUUCCAUUUUUCUUGUUCCUCCUACAAUCAUGUCCGUUGUUUAUCCACAACUGCAUCAUCUACUCGUUUUUGCCGCCACAACUUACGCCUUCAUUGUACAUUGAAUCCUGAUUUCGCCGCCGUAUCCAAUAAUAAUGACAAUGAACCUCAUAAAUUCAAUGAACCCUCCGUUUUCGAUACGAGUUCCGUUGACUCCAAUGGUGGAGUAGCAGCAGUGAGUAGUGCUACUACUGAAAAUGAACUGGGUCACGUGGAAUCAUCUGUGGAGAAUGAGGACCUGAAGAAGAAGCUGCCUAUAGUGGUUUUCUUAAUGGGUUUAUUUGCGAAGGUGAAAAAAGGGUUUGAGAAUGUUUUGUUGUCUGAUUGGUUUAGCUGGUGGCCGUUUUGGCAGCAAGAGAAGCGUUUGGAAAGAUUGAUGGCGGAAGCUGAUGCGAAUCCAAAGGAUGCUGCUUUGCAAAGCGCUUUGCUUGCUGAACUCAACAAGCACAGCCCUGAGUCUGUCAUUCGGCGCUUUGAGCAGAGAGCUCACGCGGUAGACAGUAGAGGAGUUGCAGAAUAUAUGCGAGCUCUUGUGGCUACAAAUGCUAUUGCUGAGUAUCUACCUGAUGAGCAAUCUGGAAAGCCUUCAAGUCUUCCUUCACUGUUGCAAGAGUUGAAGCAACGGGCAUCAGGGGACAUGGAUGAACCCUUUCUCAAUCCUGGCAUUUCCGAGAAGCAGCCAUUACAUGUUGUGAUGGUUGAUCCUAAAGUUUCAAACAGAUCAUCACGUUUUGCACAAGAGUUUCUCUCAACUAUCAUAUUCACUAUUGCCGUUGGCUUGGUCUGGAUAAUGGGGGCUGCUGCACUUCAGAAAUAUAUUGGCGGCUUAGGUGGGAUAGGAGCUUCAGGUGUUGGUUCAAGCUCCUCCUAUGCCCCGAAAGAGUUGAAUAAAGAAGUAACGCCAGAGAAGAAUGUCAAAACGUUUAAGGAUGUCAAAGGUUGUGAUGAUGCUAAGCAAGAGCUUGAGGAGGUUGUUGAGUACCUAAAAAAUCCUUCUAAGUUCACACGGCUUGGAGGGAAGUUGCCGAAGGGAAUUCUUUUGACUGGAGCACCUGGAACAGGAAAAACUCUCCUCGCCAAGGCUAUUGCUGGAGAAGCAGGGGUGCCUUUCUUUUAUAAGGCAGGCUCUGAAUUUGAAGAAAUGUUUGUGGGAGUUGGUGCUCGGCGUGUGAGAUCUUUGUUUCAAGCUGCUAAGAAGAAGGCUCCAUGCAUCAUAUUUAUUGAUGAAAUUGAUGCUGUUGGAUCAACUCGAAAGCAGUGGGAAGGCCAUACUAAGAAAACAUUGCAUCAGUUACUUGUUGAGAUGGAUGGUUUUGAGCAAAAUGAGGGAAUAAUAUUGAUGGCUGCGACCAACUUGCCCGAUAUUCUUGAUCCUGCCUUGACAAGGCCGGGUAGAUUUGAUAGGCAUAUUGUGGUUCCCAACCCAGAUGUACGGGGUCGUCAAGAGAUCUUAGAGCUUUAUUUGCAAGACAAACCAGUCAGUGAUGAUGUCAAUGUGAAUGCGAUUGCUCGUGGAACACCAGGAUUCAAUGGAGCAGAUUUGGCAAACCUGGUAAAUAUUGCUGCCAUUAAGGCUGCUGUUGAAGGUGCUGAGAAGCUAAAUGCAUCACAGUUGGAGUUUGCAAAAGAUAGAAUAAUAAUGGGAACAGAACGCAAAACCAUGUUCCUUUCAGAAGACUCAAAGAAGCUAACUGCAUAUCAUGAGAGUGGCCAUGCAAUUGUUGCCUUGAAUACUGAAGGCGCACAUCCUAUACAUAAAGCUACGAUCCUGCCGCGGGGGUCUGCUUUGGGAAUGGUUACACAGCUUCCUUCAAAUGAUGAGACAUCAAUCAGCAGAAAACAGUUGUUAGCACGGCUUGAUGUUUGUAUGGGAGGAAGAGUAGCUGAGGAGCUGGUCUUUGGCCCAGACAAUGUAACUACUGGGGCUAGUAGCGACCUUAACACAGCUACAGAACUUGCUCAAUACAUGGUAUCAUCCUGUGGGAUGAGUGAUGCAAUUGGACCUGUUCACAUCAAAGAGCGGCCAAGUGCUGAAAUGCAAUCACGUAUAGAUGCUGAGGUGGUCAAACUUCUACGAGAAGCAUAUGAUCGGGUAAAGGCCCUCCUAAAGAAGCAUGAGAAGGCUCUGCACACACUGGCAAAUGCACUUCUAGAGUAUGAAACGCUGAGUUCAGAAGAAAUAAGGCGGAUUCUUCUCCCUUUCUCUGAAGAACGGCUCUCUGAACAACAGCAGCAGCAGCAGCCUCAGGACGAAGAAGCACUCGCAUUGGCUUAGGUAAUGGCUUGCUCUUCCAUCUCAGCUGGUGGAGGGAGGCUAUUAUGUACAGUAUAUACGGAGCACUAGUUUUCAUUAUUUCAUUUACAGGCCUUCACAAAAUUUUUCUUUCCCUCUUUUGUUGUAACAUAUUUGGUAGGACUUCCAUUCCCUGGCAUUGACAAAACAGGUAGCUUCACUAGUGUUGUACGCCUCGGUAGGUCUUUCAGGUUUUCUUUUCAUUUUCCUUGCCAGCCUUUUUGAAAUUUAAAUACCCUGUAUUGGGCAAAAUUUUGCAUGUAAACUUGGGAAUUGUAUAUCUAUUUACUGGGUAUAAGGAUAUCCUACUUUAACACCA
Messenger RNA from Capsicum annuum, 3153 nucleotides. RefSeq names its product ATP-dependent zinc metalloprotease FTSH 11, chloroplastic/mitochondrial. Lineage: Eukaryota; Viridiplantae; Streptophyta; Magnoliopsida; Solanales; Solanaceae. Gene Ontology annotation, biological process: proteolysis. Gene Ontology annotation, cellular component: membrane; chloroplast thylakoid. Gene Ontology annotation, molecular function: ATP-dependent peptidase activity; ATP binding; ATP hydrolysis activity. The coding region runs from base 456 to 2816 and encodes 786 amino acids. The transcript has 17 exons. The record is from RefSeq and is a predicted model, not a curated record.